CUUGUUGCCACAUUAACCCCACCAAGAAUCGAGCUUUGGCACGCAAGGAUGUUAGUUUUUCUUAUUUUUUAGAAAGUAAUUUGUUUUAUUUUCACAAGUGAAAGAAAACAAAAUCUGGGAUUUCGUUGUCUCUUAUGCAAUUUCAAGCUGUUCAAGGGUUUUGGAAUUUUGAUACCUUCAUGGUCUAUAUUUUUCUCUUUUAUUGUGUAUGGUGUUGUGCUUGGAACAGAUAAUGAAGGAGUGGAAGCAAAAAGGAAGAAUCUUUAUCAAGGGUGAAUUUGUAGAUUGUGCUUCAUUGAUUCAAGCAUUAAGUAAAAGGAGAUUGCCUCACCUAGCUCAAGAGCUUUUGGUAGAGAUGAAAUCUGAGGGUUUGGCACCAAACAAUUCAACCCUUUGUGCUUUGAUGCUCUGUUACGCAGAAAAUGAAUUUUUUUCGCAAUCUGAGGGGGUAUGGGAUGAAAUGUUAAAUAGUUCUUGGGUUCCCAGUAUUCAAAUAGUUUCAGAAUUAAUGGACGCUUAUGCAAAGAUGGGACAUUUUGACAAAGUGAAGAGAAUUAUGGAUCAGGUAAUUUCGAGAAACUUUGACUUUGUACCUGACCUGUACUCAGUGGCUAUCUCUUGCUUUGGAAAGCUAGGGAAGCUUGAGUUAAUGGAGAAUACGCUGAAGGAAAUGGUUGCAAGGGGUUUCCCUGUAGACUCUGCCACUGGAAACACUUUUAUUAGAUAUUAUAGCAUUUUUGGUUCCUUGACAGAGAUGGAGACGUCUUAUGGUCGUCUCAAAAGGUCUAGACAUCUUAUAGAGGAAGAAGGAAUAAGGGCAAUGUCAAUUGCUUAUAUAAGGGAAAGAAAGUUUUAUAGAUUGAGUGAGUUCUUGAGGGAUGUUGGUCUUGAGAGAAGAAAUGUGGGCAAUCUCUUAUGGAAUCUUUUGCUGCUCUCUUUUGCCGUCAAUUUCAAAAUGAAAACAUUGCAAAGGGAAUUUAUUAGAAUGUUGGAUGCUGGUUUCGGUCCUGAUCUUACUACAUUUAAUAUACGAGCUCUGGCCUUCUCAAGAAUGAAUUUGUUCUGGGAUCUUCAUCUCAGCCUUGAACAUAUGAAACAUGAAAGUGUUGUUUCUGACUUGGUUACUUAUGGUUGUCUUGUUGAUGCUUACUUGGAUAGAAGACUUGCAAAAAAUUUGAACUUUGCUCUCAACAAAAUGAAUGUGGAUGAUUCUCCGCUUGUGUCAACGGAUCCACUUGUGUUUGAGGCUAUGGGUAAAGGGGACUUCCACUUAAGCUCAGAGGCAGUUAUGGAAUUUAACAGACAAAAGAAAUGGACUUACAGACAGCUGAUUGCAAUCUAUCUCAAAAAACAAUACAGAAGGAAACAGAUUUUUUGGAAUUACUGAUCGGUAGCUGGCUGUGUGGUUUAUGGUGAUAUCAUGUCCUCUUGUCUGAAUGACAUUAUGCUUCAUUACAGUGCUUAUGCUCAGUUCAUAAAAUUUGAGAUUUUGGUAGUGAUUACUCCCUUUUGGCGAAGAGAUGGAACUCGGAAUUGUACCCAGAUGUAUCUGCAUGAAGCAUCAGAAUGGAUGAAAGACUUCUCUGGCUUGAACAUCAAAUUGUUUUUUAUAUGAUCUUGUAACAUCAUUGUUGACAGCUGUUAUAUUGACGUGGUUCCCAGCUGCAGGCAUGAGAGGUAAAACA
Messenger RNA from Rubroshorea leprosula, 1685 nucleotides. NCBI's taxonomy places the organism in Eukaryota, Viridiplantae, Streptophyta, Magnoliopsida, Malvales, Dipterocarpaceae. The record is from the annotation of a GenBank genome assembly.